AGCGCCAGCAGCGAGGUAUAUCUCGCUCGCCCGUUUGUGGACACCCCUCCUCACCGGACUGGUCGAGUUUCCACGGCGGCUGCGAAGAACGUGUACGCAGAGUGCCACUUGCCAUGUUCUCGGUCAUCGCGUUCGUCGUAGCCGCCGUCCUCUGCUGCUCCGUUCAGCGGUGCGCGGCGGACGACGUACGCGCGACGCCAGCCGUGCCGUCGUCGACGCCGAACCCCGGCGGCGCCUCCACGGAGGAGCUCAAGUCGGCCUCCAACGAGUCCCUGGUCGAAGCACCGCCCCCUCCUACGACGCAGCAGUUGGACCCGGACUACGGCGAAGGCGAAGACGACGCCGAAGAUGAAGAGGAGCAACCGGCGAACGACACACAGGGUUCCGGACCGACGGUGCGGCGCGGCUAUGCCCGGCUGGCCUUCAACAACUGCGGCGAAGAGACGGAUCCGCUGUUCGUGACGGGCUUCGACCUGGACCCAAACCCCGUGCAGAUUCCUGGCCCCCUGUCGGUCGGAAUCCGCUUCAGGCUCAACGAGAACCUCACGUCACCCAUCGCGGUGCACCUGGAGAUGCAGAAGAAGCUGACGCUCCUGUUCGGUCUCUCCACGUGGCUAACGAUACCGUGCCUGCCCAACGGCGUGGGUUCGUGCACGUACGACGACAUCUGCAAGAUACACCUUUUCUCCAAGCCGGAAUGCCUGGACGUCAAGACGGGGGAGGAGAUCCCGUGUCAGUGUCCAUAUCACGAGGGUGAGUGGCGCCUGAAGCCGUCCACAUUCAAGGUGCCCGAACUUCCGCCGGACCUUCCUUCGUACCUGCUCGACGGCGAAUUCGUCAUCAAGGCCACGGUGCUGCGCGACGGAGAGCAGAUCGGCUGCUAUUCCACAGACGUUGAACUCAACCUGUGACCUCGACCCCGCCGCGCGGAGACUCCCAAAUGUCCUCCUGUGUGCUUAAUAUCGUGUGCGUGCGUGAGUGUGUCCUGCGUCGAGCGUCUCGUCCCACUUUUGAAGCGCCGAGAACGACAUCGGCAACGAAGAGCUCCGCGGAACUGAAAUGGUCCUAGCAGGGCCAGCGACCCUCUGGGGUCACGCCUCCCUGCGAGACGUCGAGUCAGCGUCGUCUGUGGUGACGAUUCUUCGACGGUCCACAACGACUCCGAGACAGAAUCACGUAAAGAAAUUCCACGCGGCAGCACGCACCGCUUCUGCAAUUGUUCACCCACCGGCAUACCUUGGAACACGUCACGCUUGCAACUGCCUUUCGCUGUAAUGGCAAAUUUAUUCGUCCAGAGAACGCCGCGUUUCUUUACGUUCUGCUCUGUCUUUCAGUAAGAGGGAAGCAAAGCUGAGGCAAGCUUUUUUUUUUCUGUUAUGCUAUUGCUCCACACCGUGAUGUGGGGGCUUGCUGGUCAACAGCAUUCUGCGAAGGCGCUAGCCUCACAUAUAUCGAUCGAUCGCUCCAAACAGCUAUAUCGGUCACAACCUAAAAAUAAAUACAAGCUCCACCUACAGCCAUCGCUGCCCAACCCAGUGGGAAUUUGCAUAGACAUUCCAUACAAUCACAUUUGCUCACUUUCGUGACCUUAAGCACAUUUGGCAUGGUUCAGAUAAUUGUUGUCAAUAUGCAGACACAUGUUCGUGUCGCUGUUUUUAAGCCUACAACUUGAACGUCCGGGCAAAUUUCAUCAGAGAUUAUGACAGCACUGAUUAUCCAAAGGUCGUAUUUUAGAUUGGAACGAUGAACAUUUAGUUUUCUAUAGGCGUGGUAUUUACAUUAUCACAGAAAAAGUACUUACGGUCAGAAAGAAAACCAGCUUGCAUAACUCUCUUGCAUGCGUGACUGACAAAUGCGCCGCGGUUUUGCGGGCGGAGCUUGUAUUUUAUUCUUAAGUUAUAACCGUACAUGCGUCUCACGAACCGUUUCGCAUCAUUGUUAUGUGUUAUGGCGAAAUGUAUAAGCAAGUGUAACUCCCGACAUUGUUUGUAGAGCACUCCUUGUGUAGACUGUUCAGUGUCAAGAAUUUUGUUUUAUCACAACCUCUGCAUGGCUGGCGGCCACACGCGGCACUGCAUCAAAUUAACUUUCCCUAAGUUAUGCAGCGGCAGGGCCUCUUAUUUUUUUCCACUGAGCUCAACUUAAGAUGUACAGAUGGCUUGGACAUAGGUUUAACUUUUGGUCUACAUUCUGACUUCAAAUGACGUGUCACUUCAGUUCCAUCAUGCCAGAGUAAACUGGCGUUGCGAGUUGUCAAUCUGUUGGCAUGUCUUUCGCGGAGUCGCAAGCUCAGUUACUUCAGUUGUUGUUCAUCAUAUUUUAGUAAAGCAUAUUUCGGUGCUAGAAGCAUGCUGUUGCUACGGGUAACCUUACAGUGUUCCGACAGAAGGAAAGCAAGCAACCGUAGUGCUAUCUCCUGGCAUCCAGCAUACAACAAUUCAUAUAUAAAGAUUCGCGCAAUAAAAUUAUUUACCGAAGAGCAGCUUACAGCUGGCAACAAACACUUUUUUUUUUUUUGUAGUUGCAAGUUAUAACAGAGCAAGCGUACUCGUCUCGUAUCUUUAUUUUCUUCGUGUAGUCUCUCAUCAUGGCAGUGUUGGUCAAAGCGCAAAGCAACUAGUCCCGGUGAAGAUGAGAUAUGCUGUCUGAAGGGACCACAGUAACUGCGGCCCUCUUGCGUUAUCGCCUUACGUUCGUGGUAUGUUUAACGCAGCCUCUCUAAAUGGCGCUUACGUGUAAACGCGUAUUCGCGAGUUCUUUAUUCACGAAGGUCACAUGAGCGAUCUCAAGGUCUUGCCACUUUCGGGCCUUGCCCUGCGGCGACCCCAAUCUGCCGUACAGGGGGCAAGCGGCGAUUCUUCUCGAGUGAUUCUUUCAAGUUUUUUCUUACAUCUGUGUGUCGUGAACCAACUGCAUGCGAAAAGCCUGCCUGUAACGCUGUGCCUAAGAAACUUCUCCUCUGAAAUCCAAACCAAACUUAGUGAAGCCAGUGCAGGGCAAGCAUACUGCCCGUAAUCUUUGUACUGGAAAAAAAAAAAACGCAAAGUUUAGAAAUCUUGCGCGUAAAUUGCUCAACUCGUAAUGUAAAUAGCAAAGUUGUGUCUUCGUAUAUGCGUCAGCAAAGAAGGCUGAUGUGAGAUUAAUGUGGCGUAAAUAAGCCGCACUUUGCACAAUAAAAAUGAUGAUUGUUGCUUCUGACAACACGGCGCCAAGGAAAACAGUUCCCGUACGAUUGUGUAGACGACUGUUUUGUUCCCAGCAGACGAGCAUUGGUGAUCUCCACUGUAUGUUACUAGCACGUACAUGAAGUGUUUUCACGUCAUACAAGAAAAGCAAGUGAGUCAUCAAAUGCGAAGUACACGCAUAUCGUGAAUAUAUGGAAGAGUCGUUCAGGUAUAGUUUACGCGCACCAUAAAAAAUACGGCGCAAGCAAAGUAGACAACUACACUCAAGUGGACACAGACAUCUUGAGCGCCAUUGCCUAAUCGUCUUGCGCCAUUUUUUUUUGUCUAAGUACGAAUACCAUGACGGGGACUGUCUGUCUGCACCUCAAAAGCUAGAGGUCAAGUGACGUCAUUUGUAGAGCGGCACGUCGAUGUCCACCCUUGCUCUGGCAGUAGCGAUGCUGUAAAAAAAGUGAGGACCGCGAAGCGGCACGGUGUAGGUUACUGGCCCUACAGUGAUACUGAGCAGCUAUAGUGACACUGGCAAAAUAGCUGUACUUGCCGCAACCGCUCUACCAGUGACGUAAUAACGUGACGUUUUGGAUCAGGUAUGUGACCCCGGGCUGCUGAGGUGCAUAGAAACGUUCCCACCAUGAUUAGCCUCCCCCCCCCCCCCCAUUUCCUUUUGUUUGCUUUUUUUUACUGUUCUCACUGCUGCCUGUUUCGCGAAACUCUGGGGUGACUAUAUGGAGCCAUGAAUAUAAAUUAGCAUGAGUUUUUCCCAAAGAUUGUCGACGCUCCCACGCAGCUUGCUUUGCGAACCAUGAACUGCUUUCUGCAACCGCGUGCCUGUCCUACCGCCCCUAUAGUACGUAAAAAGGGAAAAUCUGCGCACGUUCCUGCAGGUCUGCGGCAGUCACAAUGUGCAUGCGCAGACAAGGGCAUUUUUCUGUUGCAAAUUGUCCAGCAGCCGCCUAGUAAUCUGAAGUUACUGAGAUUUCCGCUUCAUGGACAUCUGCUGGUUAAACCUUCUCUAAAAGAGAUACGAUACAAUAUGUAUAUUAUAUGUGAAACGCAGUAAAGAACCGGUUACUUGAUCACGCUGCUUGAAGUCGCAGGACCCUCUGUAUUGCCUGCCCAGAAAACUUUCCUCGAACAUUUGCUUGGAAUAACUCGCAAUAUGAGAGAUAUAUUUCUGUUUUUCUGGCAGAUAUAAUGGACAUGUUGUAGGUGCUCCAGAUCUAGGAGAAGUCACAAAAGUCACGUUUGAGUUUUUCAAGUUUCAGUUUUGUAUUUUCUAACGCAAAAAAUAAUGAAUAAAAAUGUUGCAACAUUGUA
This is a messenger RNA of Rhipicephalus sanguineus (brown dog tick), 4502 nucleotides long. RefSeq names its product ganglioside GM2 activator. Gene Ontology annotation, molecular function: enzyme activator activity; lipid carrier activity. The transcript is spliced from 4 exons. The record is from RefSeq and is a predicted model, not a curated record. Gene Ontology annotation, cellular component: cytoplasmic side of plasma membrane. Gene Ontology annotation, biological process: lipid transport; ganglioside catabolic process. NCBI's taxonomy places the organism in Eukaryota, Metazoa, Arthropoda, Arachnida, Ixodida, Ixodidae. The coding region runs from base 114 to 911 and encodes 265 amino acids.